Cyprinus carpio (common carp) is the source of this 4955-nucleotide messenger RNA. Its product is annotated as arf-GAP with SH3 domain, ANK repeat and PH domain-containing protein 2-like. The record is from RefSeq and is a predicted model, not a curated record. Gene Ontology annotation, biological process: positive regulation of GTPase activity. Gene Ontology annotation, cellular component: cytoplasm. The transcript is spliced from 29 exons. NCBI's taxonomy places the organism in Eukaryota, Metazoa, Chordata, Actinopteri, Cypriniformes, Cyprinidae. Gene Ontology annotation, molecular function: GTPase activator activity; protein binding. The coding region runs from base 448 to 3432 and encodes 994 amino acids.
CCAUUGAAUCUCCUCCACCUUUACUUUGUCAAUUUCUGCGCUUUCAUUGAAUUGCACUGCAAGAGCGGCAUCGAUCUAAAGCCUGCAGCAGUCCCAGCACGACAACGUACACUCCUGUCCCUUAACAGAUGAGGACUACAUCAGCAGACUGGUUUAUUAUCAAACGGGUGGACUGAAUCCGCACUUACACUGGAAGAAGUGAGAACCAACACCGCGGGAGAGAGAUUUCCCGUCGCAGAAGCGUCACUUCUCUGUAGUUGGCUAAUGAUUUUUAUUAAUUCCCAACUUGUCUUAAUCCACCGAGGACAAAACACAGCGAUGAUAAGACUUCAGGACGCUCACGAGAGUUUUAUUUCGUCAUUUUAACUCUGAAUUUCGACAUCAACCGCUUAUUACGAGGAUUAAAACCGAUAUUUGUGUGGGGUUUCUUUCAAGAAAGGAAAUACAAUGCCGGACCAGAUCACAGUGGCUGAGUUUGUGGCGGAGACCAAUGAAGAUUAUAAAUCGCCCACCGCCUCAAACUUCACCACAAGAAUGACUCACUGCAGGAAUACUGUAGCCGCACUGGAGGAGGCCCUCGAUGUGGACCGCAGUGUCCUUUACAAGAUGAAGAAGUCAGUUAAGGCCAUUUACACCUCCGGUCUGGCUCAUGUGGAGAACGAGGAGCAGUACACUCAAGCUCUGGAGAAGUUUGGAGAGAACUGUGUGUACCGAGAUGACCCUGACUUGGGAUCAGCCUUCCUGAAGUUCUCAGUCUUCACAAAGGAGCUCACAGCCCUCUUCAAGAACCUGUUCCAGAACAUGAAUAACAUCAUUACCUUCCCAUUGGACAGUCUGCUGAAGGGAGAUCUGAAAGGGGUUAAAGGGGAUCUCAAGAAGCCCUUUGAUAAAGCCUGGAAAGACUAUGAGACUAAAGUUUCUAAAAUCGAGAAGGAGAAAAAAGAGCACGCCCGACAGCACGGAAUGAUCCGGACGGAGAUCAGUGGAGCGGAGAUAGCAGAGGAGAUGGAGAAGGAGCGCCGUUUCUUUCAGCUUCAGAUGUGUGAGUACCUCCUCAAAGUCAAUGAAAUCAAGAUCAAGAAAGGUGUCGACUUGCUUCAGAAUCUCAUCAAAUACUUUCAUGCACAGUGCAACUUCUUUCAGGAUGGUCUCAAAGCAGUGGACAACCUCAAACCCUCAAUAGAGAAACUCGCCACAGACUUGCACUCGAUCAAACAGGUACAGGAUGAAGAACGCAGGCAGCUAUCCCAGUUACGGGAUGUGUUAAAGACCACUCUGCAAGUGGAGCAGAAGGAGUCUAGGAGAGACUCACAGGUUAGACAGAGCGCCACCUACAGUCUGCACCAACCCCAGGGUAACAAAGAACACGGGACGGAGCGCAGCGGGAACCUUUACAAGAAGAGUGAUGGGCUGCGGAAAGUGUGGCAGAAGAGAAAGUGCACGGUCAAGAAUGGUUAUUUGACCAUCUCGCACGGGACGGCUAACAGACCUCCUGCCAAACUCAAUCUUCUCACCUGUCAAGUGAAGCACAACCCAGAGGAGAAGAAAAGUUUUGACCUCAUCUCCCAUGACAGAACAUAUCAUUUCCAGGCAGAGGAUGAGCCAGAGUGUCAAAUAUGGAUCUCAGUGCUGCAGAACAGCAAGGAGGAGGCGCUCAACAACGCCUUUAAGGGUGACCAGCAUGUGGGGGAGAACAACAUUGUGCAGGAGCUGACCAAGGCCAUCCUGGGUGAGGUCAAGCGGAUGGCGGGUAACGAUGUCUGCUGUGACUGCGGAGCUCCCGGCCCCACGUGGCUCUCCACCAACCUGGGCAUCCUGACAUGUAUCGAGUGUUCAGGGAUCCACCGAGAGCUGGGCGUUCACUACUCCAGAAUCCAGUCACUAACACUAGAUGUUCUCAGCACCUCAGAGCUCUUGCUUGCCAAGAAUGUGGGGAAUGCUGGGUUUAAUGAGAUCAUGGAAGCUUGUCUGACAGCAGAAGAUGUAAUCAAACCAAAUCCGACCAGUGACAUGCAGGCGAGGAAAGACUUCAUCAUGGCUAAAUACACAGAGAAGCGCUUUGCUCGUAAGAAGUGUCCAGACGCGCUGUCCAAACUGCACACACUCUGUGACGCUGUGAAGGCCCGGGACAUUUUCUCUCUCAUCCAGGUCUAUGCUGAGGGUGUGGACCUAAUGGAGCCCAUUCCUCUGGCCAAUGGCCAUGAACAAGGUGAGACAGCCCUUCAUCUGGCCGUGAGACUGGUGGACAGAACCUCCCUUCACAUCGUCGACUUCCUCACCCAGAACAGUUUAAACCUGGAUAAGCAAACAGCUAAAGGAAGCACAGCGCUGCAUUACUGCUGCCUGACGGACAACAGCGAGUGUCUCAAACUGCUGCUGAGAGGAAAAGCCUCUAUUGACAUCGCUAAUGAGGCUGGUGAAACGCCACUGGACAUCGCCAGGAGACUCAAACACCUGCAGUGUGAGGAACUGCUGAACCAGGCACUUGCAGGGAAGUUCAACGCUCAUGUGCAUGUGGAGUACGAGUGGAGACUUCAGCAUGAAGACCUUGACGAGAGUGAUGAAGAUCUGGAUGAGAAGUCCAGUCCUCACCGGCGGGACGAGAGGCCCAUCAGCUGCUACACUCCGGGCAGUAAUCCCCUUCAGCCCAGUCCGGCCAGCCUGGCACGAGACGCACGAGACAUAGUCAAAGACAAGCAGCGGUUUGUGCCCAACCUGGUCAACAACGAGACCUACGGCACCAUCAUCAACACCAACUCACCGGUCGCCCUGUCCACCUCCGCUCCACCUCUGCCCCCACGAAACUUAGUUCAGCCGUCUGGUCUUGCUGGAAUGGCUCAGGGAUCUCCCGGUUGGAAACCUGGCUCCCUAGAUCUGACCGGCAGGCAGCGAUCUUCCUCUGACCCCCCCAACAUGCAUCCUCCAGCGCCCCCCUUACGGGGCACAUCCACUUCCCUUCUUGUGCCCAGCGGAGCUCCCCAUCCUGUGUCUAAAACUGGCAGUAUGAUGGAGGCCAUGACUAUACAACCCAAACCCGGACAGGGGCCUCCUGGUCAGAACAUCAACCGGGCUACGAGCAUGGAUAAAAGCUUCAGUAAAAACACACUGAUGCGUUCCGGAUCCAUCGAGAGACCAGGUAGAUGUCAGAGAAACCAUGUUGACUCUAAAGAAGUUCCUGGAGGCCCCCAAAACACCACUGGUCAAACUCUGCCUGCUACACACAUGCCCAGGAAAACUUACCUGAGGCCGAAGCGUGUGAAGGCCAUGUAUAACUGUGUGGCUGAUAACCCAGACGAGCUGACGUUCUCUGAGGGAGAGGUGAUCGUGGUGGAUGGUGAGGAGGACCAGGAGUGGUGGCUGGGGCACAUUGAGGGAGAGCCAAAUAGAAGAGGAGCGUUUCCUGUCACAUUCGUGCAUUUCAUCAUGGACUGAAGUUCAGAGAUCACAGACACUGAGUUGGACCGAUGAUGAUGGCACUUCUCUGCUUCUGUGUGGCCUCACUGACCAUCAUCAUCAUCAUCUUCAUCCCCUUAGUCGUGAGGCUUGUGUCUUUACUGAGCUCUCAAAAUCCCUGGCUCUCACAUGGCUUGAGUGGCGCUGGAAUAUAACCGCUUUCUAGGCUUUUUGUUUUUGGUUUGUGGACCAGAUAUGAUUCAGAAUGACAGGCAAUGAAUGCACUUUUAACUUAAUUUAUCACCACCACAGUUCUAAUGACAAAUGUCACCAAAAUGAAGGUUUUACUCUGAAAUCAUUCACAUCCGUAUUCCUGUUAGAUAGACGGCUCUACAGCGUACAGUUGUUUUUGAAGUACACAGAUCUGUGAAUAUGGUCUUAUUUGCCCACAUUCUAUGAUUGGCAAGGACAGACAGAAGGAUAAUCUUUUGAGGACUCGGUUGGAAAAGAGCUUCGUCAACGGUGCUAAACCAGGAAUAUGCUACGAGAGCUGUCCAACGUCCCCAUUUCACACUACCUGCCCCAGUGCGGAGUGUAUAAAUAGACCUCCCAUCGCUCACACAUGGGAAAUAUCUCAAGUGCACUGUGUGGACGAGAGAGACAGAGAAACGGACAGACACAAGAGUGCUUUGUGCUGGCUGAGGGACAGGGCACGUGGAGACUGAACAGAAGUAAUCUUGACCUUGUGCCUGCUGGGAGAUUUGAGCGGCGUGACAGUCUGCAUGAACAUUCGGUGGCCUCCAGAGAGAGCAAUGGAGCAUCAAAGAGGUUUAUUUCAGUUUAGAUAUUUAUAAUUCAGAGCUGUUCUUGAUUUAGAUGCUCUUAUUGAUUUGAAUGAUCUUUUGCAGACCUUCCUUCAGUGUGCAGGCCGUCUGUAGAACGCUGUAAUUUAUCACCUGGCUCAUUCGUUCUUAAAGUGAUAGAGCAAAAAUGAAAGUAUGGUCAUUUGUUUACCCUCAUGUUCUUUCAAACAGUGCUUUUUCAUAACAGGAACUGUGGGUGUUGUGUACCAUCCUUUAUACCAAAUCUGAUGAAGUAACCACUGUAACUUUGUGUGAGGAAGAAACCAGUAUUUAAAUGGAUUGUUCACCAAAACACUUUCAUGUCGUUCCAAACCUGUAUGAGUUAUUUAUUCUAUGGAACACAAAAGAUAUUUUGAAGAAUGUGGGAACCAAACAACAUUGGAGCCUAUUGACUUCUAUUGUAAAGACAAAAAUAACUUAUUUUGAAUAAUAAUAAUAAUAAUCUAAUUUUGUGUUUCACAAAGUCAUACAGAUUUGGAAUGAGGGAGAGUAUUAAAUUGUUAUUUGCUGAAAAUCAUCUUCUGUGGUUCUCAUAUCCCGUUCAGUUUAAACAUGCUGUGUCAAGACAUGCCAAGCCAGUUUUAUGAGAACCAAACUUAAUAAACAAAUGAUGUCAGACUUUGGCACGGCAUGUUGCGUUAAAGUCAAAUGCAAGUUUGAAUGAGAUUUGUGGUCAAAGGGGAAGAUAUUGAAAGAAAA